UCAGCCAAAAUUUACUGUCAAAGUCAGAUUGUCAAGAGAAAAUCCAAAUAAAACUAAACAAUACAUAUUUAUAUUAUAUUAUUAAAAAAAUAAAUAAAUAACAAAUUCAGUCACCAUGGGCUUGUUCGGCAAAUCACCAGACAGAAAUCCUAAAGAAAUGGUAAACGAAUGGUCUCAUAAAUUAAGAAAAGAAGGCUAUAAUUUAGAUAGACAAAUACGAGCUAUUCAACGAGAAGAGGAGAAAAUAAAACGAUCUCUUAAGGAAGCUGCUUCCAAAAACGAUAAACAAGUGUGUACAAUAUUGGCGAAAGAAAUCAUAAGAUCAAGGAAAGCUGUUAGUAAAAUAUACACAAGUAAGGCACACCUAAAUUCUGUACAAAUGCAAAUGAAGAACCAAUUGGCAACAUUAAGAGUGGCUGGGUCCUUACAGAAAUCAACUGAGGUGAUGCAAGCAAUGCAAGCAUUACUCCGACUACCAGAGAUCGCUCACACCAUGCAGGAGCUGAGCAAAGAGAUGAUGAAGGCGGGCAUCAUUGAGGAGAUGCUGGACGAGACCAUGUCCAGUGUAGAAGAUGAAGAGGAAAUGGAGGAAGCUGCGCAGAGCGAAGUUGAUAAGGUGCUAUGGGAGCUCACACAAGGCAAGCUGGGCGAAGCACCAGCGCCCCCCACAGCCGUUGGAGCUCCGUCCACAAGCCAAGAGACACAGGAGCCUGAUGAGAGUGAAUUAGAUGAAAUGCAGUCACGGUUGCAAGCUUUGCGAUCUUAGAUUCUGAAUCGUCGAGUUAUGGAAACGCCUUUAAUACUGUUAUACUUAUAACUUACUAUAAGAGAGAAUGUUGUAUCGAGUCACGUUGUUGUGCGUUAAAUAUUUAUUUCGUACUCUAAUACACGUUGUGAAAUUACUUAAAUUUCAAUACUUGUUUAAAGAAAAUAGUGAAGUUUUUUCAGUAUUCUUAUGAUUGCUUGCUUACAUGUAUUAAAAAAAGUACUCCCUGUUUUAAUAUCUUUUACUGCAUCUAUUAGGUUCAGAUUACAAGCUAUUACGAAUUAA
This is a messenger RNA of Zerene cesonia (dogface butterfly), 1051 nucleotides long. It is a transcript of the gene Vps24, whose product is annotated as charged multivesicular body protein 3. The transcript is spliced from 7 exons. Lineage: Eukaryota; Metazoa; Arthropoda; Insecta; Lepidoptera; Pieridae. Bases 116 to 766 code for a protein of 216 amino acids. The record is from RefSeq and is a predicted model, not a curated record. Gene Ontology annotation, cellular component: ESCRT III complex; multivesicular body. Gene Ontology annotation, biological process: endosome transport via multivesicular body sorting pathway; protein transport; late endosome to vacuole transport.